Myodes glareolus (Bank vole) is the source of this 4967-nucleotide messenger RNA. The record is from RefSeq and is a predicted model, not a curated record. NCBI's taxonomy places the organism in Eukaryota, Metazoa, Chordata, Mammalia, Rodentia, Cricetidae.
GUGGCUGGGCCCCUGGGAUCCCCCAGCCGGGGACUUCCUCUUCCUCUCAGAGCAGGUGUAGCUGCCACAGCGUGACAGGGACUACACCCUGACCCCCAACAUGGAGGGGGCCAAGGGGCCUAGACUCAAAGACUUCCUGAGUGGGAGUCUGGCCACCUGGGCGCUGGGACUGGCUGGGCUGGUGGGGGAGGCAGAGGAAUCAGCGGGGACAGAGGAGGAGGAUAAGGGGCCUCUUUGUACAGAGAAGAGAUUCCUGCAGCUGAGUGAUGGGGCCUUACUCCUUCGGGUGCUGGGCAUCAUUGCUCCUAGUUCCCGAGGAGGAGGUCUUCGGGUGAUCAGGAGCCAUGAUGGUCCUGCAGCCUGUCGGAUGUGGAACCUCCAUCAUCUGUGGGGGCGACUGAGAGAUUUCUAUCAGGAGGAACUGCAGCUGCUGAUCCUGUCACCGCCCCCAGACCUUCAGACACUGGGGUUUGACCCCCUUUCAGAAGAGGCAGUGGACGAGUUGGAAGGCAUCCUUCGGCUGUUGUUGGGGGCCUCCGUGCAGUGUGAACAUCGGGAGCUCUUCAUCCGUCACAUCCGGGGCCUGAGUCUUGAUGUCCAGAGCGAACUGGCCACUGUAAUCCAAGAGGUGACCCAGCCUGGUGCUGGUGUAGUACUGGCUCUGGCUGGACCAGAGUCUGGAGAGCUGGUGGCUGUGGAGUUGGAGAUGCAGUUACGGAACCUGAUGGGGACGAUGUCCAGGCUGGUGCGAGAACGUGAUCUGGAGGCACAGCGGUUGGCUGAACUGCUUCUGGAGCGGGAGCCAGCCCGCUUGCUGUUGCCAGAAGCUCCUGCUAAUGCUUCUGCGGAGGGUCCCUCACACCAUCUGGCUCUGCAGCUGACCAACGCCAAGGCCCAGCUGAGACGACUGCGGCAGGAGGUGGAGGAGAAGGCGGAGCUGCUGCUGGACUCCCAAGCAGAGGUGCAGGGCUUGGAGGCUGAAAUUCGAAGGCUCCGCCAGGAGGCCCAGGCACUGUCCGGACAAGCCAAACGCGCCGAGCUCUACCGCGAGGAGGCAGAGGCACUGCGCGAGCGGGCCGGCCGCCUGCCACGCCUGCAGGAGGAGCUGCGGCGCUGUCGUGAGAGGCUGCAGGCAGCCGAAGUCUUCAAGGGCCAGCUGGAGGAGGAGCGGGUGCUUUCUGGGGCCCUGGAGGCCUCCAAGGCAAUGCUGGAGGAACAGCUGGAGGUGGCCCGAGAGCGCUCGGCAAGGCUGCAUGAGACCCAGCGGGAGAACCUGCUGCUGCGCACGAGGCUGGGCGAGGCCCAUGCGGAGCUGGACUCUCUGCGGCAUCAGCUGGAGCAGUUGGUGGAGGAAAAUGUGGAGCUGGAGCUGGAGCUUCAGAGGGGCCUGGAGCCACCCCCAAGCUCCCCUGGGGAGGCCCCCCUAGCCCCCCUACCCGGAACAGCACCUUCACUGCACGAUGAGGUGAGGGAAGCGGAGGCUGGGCGGCUAAGGACAGUGGAGCGGGAGAAUCGGGAGCUUCGAGGCCUGCUGCAGGCGCUCCAGGAGCAGCUUGGCAGUCAGCACCCUCUGCUGGAGGAGCAGAGCAAGGACUCCGUGCUGGCUGUGCUCAAUGGGGCUUCCUCAACUCCCCUGACCCCAGAUCACAACCUCAAAAACUGGGCUUGUCAGAGGGGAGAUGAAGGCUCUGAAUCCUUGGACCCGGCUUCCUCGGCGACAGACUCUGACAUCACAAGAUCACCUGAGUGUCCCCAGGAGCCUGAUUCACACCCGGAGGAGAUGGAGAGUUCUUUUAAGAUGAUUUCUCAGGAUCCCCAGACCUCAGCCCUAACUCCUCAAGAAUCAGACCCUACUGCGGAGACACAUGGGUCUCCGGAGAAGACCAGCCACAGAGUCUCUCUCCAGGGCCCCAUUGUCUUGGCCCCACCACAGGGUCCAGAGAUGAGAACUGAGGUGCAGGAGACUGGAAACAGGGAGGUUCUCCAAGGGGAACUGGUGCCUGAGGCCCAGGUCCCGAAACAGGAGAGUCCUCAGUGCAGGCCCAGAUCUUCAGAGUUCAAACUCCGGGAGCCGCGGAAGGAUCAGGAGACGCUGGAUCAGGAGGGGCUAGAACCGCCCAAGCAUCAGGCAGAGACAGGAGAGCAUGGACAGAGGCCCAAGGGGCUGGUCAGUUCACAAGUCCCUCAGAAACCGCCGCAGACAUCAGAAGAGGCUCCCGAUGCCUGGUUCAGGGAGGAGUCAAUCCUAGGAGAGACCCUGGUCUGUGCUGUCCCAGAGGAGCAGGCCCUCAGAGAGGAGGUGGCACAAUUAAGAAGGGAGGUUGUGGACCUUGAGGCUAAACUACAGGCCCAGGCCCAAAGACUGGAGGCCCGAAGUGCAGAGGCCUUCUGCCUCUCUGAGGAGCUGGCCCAAGCACGCAGAGCAGAGGCAGAGGCACACCAGGAGGCAGAGACCCAGGCCCGGGAGCAGGCCCGUCUGCGUGAAGCCCUGGACACAGCUAGCCUGGAGCUGGAAGCUGCGUCUCGAGAACGGGAGGCACUGGCAGAGGCACUAGCAGCUGCAAGCCGUGAGCGAAGGCAGUGGGAACGUGAGGGGCCCAGGCUGCGGGCUCAAGCUGAGGCCGCUGAGCAGCAGGUGCAGACUCUGGAGAGCCAGGUCCGUCGUCAUCUGGAGGAGGUGGAGAGGGAGCAUCUGGAGAACCAAGACCUCAGGGAGGAGCUAGAGAAGGCUGUGGUACGGGGCCAGGAGCUGGGGGCCCGGCUGGAGCAUCUGCAGCGAGAGCUGGAACAGGCAGCCUUGGAGCGCCAGGAGUUCCUUAGAGAACAGGAGAGCCAGCACCAGAGGUACCAGGGCCUGGAGCAGCAACUGGAAGCUGAGCUGCAGGCAGCGACAACCAGUAAGGAGGAGGCAUUGAUGGAGCUCAAGGCCCGAGCCCUGAAGCUGGAGGAGGAGCUGAUUCAGCUGCGACAGUACCAUGUGGGGCUGGCGACAGAGGUGAGAGCUGAGCCUCCGACUGUGGAGACCCAGAGUGGCCGGCUCAUCGAGGUGGAGCGAAGUAAUGCCACACUGGUGGCCGAGAAGGCGGCUCUGCAGGGGCAGCUGCAGCACCUGGAGGGGCAGCUAGGGAGCCUGCAGGGCCGGGCACAGGAGCUCCUGCUACAGAGUCAGCGGGCACAGGAACACAGCAGCCGCCUGCAGGCUGAAAAGUCUAUGAUGGAGAUGCAGGGCCAGGAGUUGCACAGGAAGUUGGGGGUGCUAGAAGAGGAGGUGCGGGCAGCAAAACGGGCCCAGGAGGAGACUCGUGGGCAGCAGCAGGCUUUGCUUCGAGACCAUGAGGCCCUGGCCCAGCUGCAGCGGAGACAAGAGACCGAGCUGGAGGGACUGCUGGUACGGCACCGAGAUCUCAAGGCCAAUAUGCGCGCGCUGGAGCUGGCCCAUCGUGAGCUGCAGGGCCGGCAUGAGCAGUUACAGGCCCAGAGGGCCAGUGUGGAAGCACAAGAGGUGGCCUUACUGGCUGAGCGUGAGCGCCUGAUGCAGGAUGGGCAAAGGCAGCGGGGCCUGGAGGAGGAGCUGCGGAGACUUCAGAAUGAGCACGACAGAGCUCAGAAGCUGCUGGCUGAGGUGUCUCGCGAGCGAGGGGAGCUCCAGGGUGAACGUGGGGAACUGCGGGGCCGCCUGGCGAGACUGGAACUGGAGCGGGCACAGCUGGAGAUGCAGAGCCAGCAGCUGCGUGAGUCCAACCAGCAGCUGGACCUGAGCGCCUGUAGGCUGACAACACAGUGCGAGCUGCUGACCCAGCUUCGCAGCGCCCAGGAGGAAGAGAACAGGCAGCUGCUAGCUGAGGUACAGGCCCUGAGCCGGGAGAACCGAGAGCUGCUGGAGCGCAGUCUGGAGAGUCGCGACCACCUGCAUCGAGAGCAGCGAGAGUACCUGGACCAGCUUAACGCCUUACGCAGGGAGAAGCAGAAGCUGGUGGAGAAAAUCAUGGACCAGUACCGCGUCCUGGAACCUGGGCCCCUGCCCCGCACCAAGAAGGGCAGCUGGCUGGCAGACAAGGUGAAGCGGCUGAUUCGGCCCCGGCGGGAGGGGGCCCUCCAUGGGGGGCCGCGCCUGGGGGCCGAUGGGGCUGGCAGCACGGAGAGCCUGGGGGGCCCCCUGGAGACGGAGCUCCCUGAGGGCAGGGAGGCAGAUGGGACAGGGUCCUCGUCACCGGCACCCAUGCGCCGUGCCCAGAGCUCUCUCUGCUUGGGAGAUGAGACCCUGGCAGGUGCGCAGCGGCGGAGACUCAGCUCCCGGUUUCCUGUCGGGCGAAGCUCUGAGUCAUUCAGUCCAGGGGACACCCCAAGGCAGCGAUUCCGACAGCGCAGGCCAGGCCCCCUGGGGGCACCCAGUGCCCAUAGCAAAGGAUCUGGUGUGGAAUGGGAUGGCUCCAUUAAGACCCUCCCGGAACAUGAAACAGAUGCCAGUCGAGAGGCCCUCCAGGAGCAGAAACCGGAGAAACAUCCCCUUACCCCUUCCCUCAGCCAGUAACGCUGAGAGGACAGGAGGCUUAGGAGUGCAGCCUCCUCCUCAUUGUACCAUCGGUGGGUCUCCCAGGCAACCCAAGUGCCAGGGUACCCAGGUACCUCAAGAAGAGUCCUUGAACAGAGAGGCCUGGACUCCCAGGCCCCCCACAACCUGUACUGGGGCCCUGCAAAGGAACUGGGACAAGUCUGUGGGCAGGGACUAUGACUGGUCCCAACAGGUGGCUCAUGUCCGGGGCUCUUGCUCUGUCACACAGCCAUCAUUGAGGAGACGAUCUCUAGGGGAUGUCCCAGCUGAAGGAGGAUGGCAAGAGUGGGCAAGAGAGCCCUCUGCCUGUUCUAGAUGGGACGUCAAGGCCCAUUCCCUGGGGACAAGCCUAGGCUGAUAUCUAAGCCUUGCUGGGGACACGCAGGAGAGGAAAAUAAAGCUAUAAUCCUUUGAA